Chrysoperla carnea is the source of this 802-nucleotide messenger RNA. RefSeq lists its product as uncharacterized. The record is from RefSeq and is a predicted model, not a curated record. Bases 1 to 768 code for a protein of 255 amino acids. NCBI's taxonomy places the organism in Eukaryota, Metazoa, Arthropoda, Insecta, Neuroptera, Chrysopidae. The transcript is spliced from 2 exons.
AUGGCACACCUCUCACGGUACGAUAAGAUAGGCGAUGCUAGAUCUAGGUACUAUAAUGUCAAUGGUGCAAAUCUAAAAACGAUGCAGUUUUCCUGGAAAAAUUUUCAUGUAAUGUCUUUCAUAUUAAUUACACAAACAAUCCUCAAUAAUGGAUCACCAAUUAAAGAUACUUCAGACAUAGACGAAGCAGAUGUAAAAAAAGUAUCCAGUAGAAAACCAAAAGCCAUAAAUUUAUAUGAUUUUUUAUCGCAAGGUGGAUUAAAUGGUCCAAUUGUAGAUCCAUCCGAUUACUAUAGUUACGAUGACACCGACAAUGAAGUUUUAAGUCGUGCCAACGGUCCUGGUUACUCGAAUAAUCCACGACGUCAUAUUAACUCCCCAAUUUAUUACAUCCGUUUACCCCCAGCACCAUAUAUGUACGUUUCUGGUUUGGGUUAUGUAUCUCAUCCACCAUCGGUAUCUCCACUAGGUCCAACAACGAAUUCUUUCAUAAAUUUACCUAUAAGUUUUGUUUCAAAUGGUAAACCAUCAAAUGUGUACCAAUGGUCCGAAGGAUAUCGACCACCAUCAAUGGUCAAGCCUACAACAACGACUACAUCUACAACAACCACACCAAAACCGUAUCUUUAUGCACCAAAACCCGAUUCAACAAUACAUCGUUUACCGGGACAAUAUGUAUUUAAUGGGAAGCCACAGGAUAAUAUUGUUGUGUUACGGGACUCGUAUAAUUCAUUAUAUGCGGAUGCGUUACAAAAUUUCUAUCCUUAAAAAUAAGUCUGAUAAUUAGAUGGGGCAGAAUUCA